AUGUCGACCAAAGAUAGGAAAACUAUAACUUGGAAGCAAUUCUACAAUAGCAUGGAGUUCAAGGACAACGAGAUGCUCGUCCACAUGUCAGGUGUUUUGGUGCUCGACUUUUAUGAUCUACCAUCCAAUCUCAAGCUGUGCUACUUGUGUUGGUGUGCCAUCUUCCCCGACAACUGCGUUAUCAAGAAAAAUUGGCUAAUAAGGUUGUGGGUGGCAAAAGUAUUUGUGGAGGGAAAGCCAGGAAUAUUAACAAUGGAGGAAAUAGCAGAGGAUAACAUGGAUGAGCUGGUCAGAGCUAACCUUAUUCCAGUAGCAAUUGCAGACGAAAUGGGAAGAACAAAAGCUUGUCGAGUCCAUGUCUUGAUGAGAGAAAUAUCCUUCGCUGCAACCAGAGAUAAGCUCCACACGUCGCCUAUCUAUCCAGAAGAGCAUCAAGAAAUCCCCUGUGACAUGGACUCUGCUGCUUCUUUUGUGAAAAUGUCCCCCAAUUUAAUGCUCUUGAAGGUAUUAGAAUUGAGGAAUCUUGCUAUUACCCAUGUCCGAGAUGUAGUGGCUGAUCUAUUUAAUUUGAGGUACUUCAGCUUGAGGUGA
Messenger RNA from Zingiber officinale, 591 nucleotides. Its product is annotated as disease resistance protein RPM1-like. The record is from RefSeq and is a predicted model, not a curated record. The coding region runs from base 1 to 591 and encodes 196 amino acids. The transcript is spliced from 2 exons. NCBI's taxonomy places the organism in Eukaryota, Viridiplantae, Streptophyta, Magnoliopsida, Zingiberales, Zingiberaceae. Gene Ontology annotation, biological process: defense response to other organism.